AAUUAGGGUAACCGAACUUCCUAACCCUAAACGCUACGUUUUUAACAUUUUUUCCUGUUUUCUCUUUCAAAUCGGUGCUUCCACCGGCGGCGCGUGAGCAUUUCCAACGGCGCGUGAGGGAUUUGUUCCCGCGUGGCUUAUUGUACAGCACUGACUAAUGCUUUGUUCGACUCGCAUUGGAAAGUUCGCGCCGGAGAGACGGUGGAUUCUCACCGUACGGCCGUGAUUUCGCACCUCCAUGGCUUCCGCCGUCCUAGCUAACCGGAACGAACCUAAUUGGCCGAAGCAUAGAGUCGGUGGUGCAGGAUUCAUGGGAAAAGUACCUUUCUCUAACCCUAACCCUAAAUCUAAAUCUAAUCCUAAAUUAGCGAAUAGCAAGAGGACUCUAUCGGCAUCGGACGAUGCUUCCUCUAUCAAUAGGCGAUCGAACGACUUCGUAACAUUCUCCCAGUACGUCUCCUUCAACAUCGCAUCGUACACGAAUAAGGAGAUCAACGACCUGAAAGAUCGGCUUACUUCGGAGCUCGAACGGACUCAGAGGAUCAGAAAUCGAAUCGAGUCCGGUGAUUUGCAACCUGGACAGAGCUUUAACGGCCAUCCGAAGAAACCGUCGAACAAAAAGGUUUCCGGCAACAAGCGACCCUUGCCGUCGAAUUCCGCGACGGAUUUAAAACGAUCGCAUUCGGAGGUUGGGAGCUUGAUGAAGGGUUGCUCGCAGGUUUUGCAGAAGCUUAUGAAACACAAACAUGGGUGGAUCUUCAACGCUCCCGUUGAUGUUGUUGGGUUGCAACUUACCGAUUACUACGAUGUAAUUAAGCAACCCAUGGAUCUGGGAACGGUGAAGUCCAAUCUUUCCAUGAACAAGUACACGACGCCCUCCGAUUUCGCCUCUGAUGUGAGAUUAACUUUCAACAAUGCACUGGCUUACAACCCUAAGGGUCACGAUGUGUACACCGUGGCAGAGCUGCUUCUGACGAGGUUUGAGGAGCUGUAUCGGCCGUUGCAUGAGAAAUUCGAAGGUAGCGUAGGUCAUGAUCGCGAAUCUGAGGAGGAAUUGCAAGCCAGUUCGUGGAGCCACGUUGAGCCAGAGAGGGUGAAGAAAAAGGAGAAUCCGACCCCACCUCCUCCUCCUCCUCCGGAGAAAUUGCAACAAGAGCCUCCUCAGCCCCCUGCAAGUUCCUCUAACCCUCCAUUGCUGCAGUCUCCGGUGCGCACGCCAUCCCCAAUGCGAGCUCCUCCUGUGAAGCCUUUGAAGCAACCAAAGCCGAAGGCCAAGGACCCUAACAAGAGGGACAUGAGUCUUGAAGAGAAACACAAGUUGGGGUUAGGGUUGCAGAGUUUGCCGCCUGAGAAAAUGGAACAGGUGGUGCAGAUUAUUAGGAGGAGAAACGGGCAUUUGAAGCAGGAUGGGGAUGAGAUCGAGUUAGACAUUGAGGCUGUUGACACAGAAACACUUUGGGAACUUGAUCGGUUGGUGACCAAUUAUAAGAAGAUGGUUAGCAAGAUCAAGAGGCAGGCAUUGAUGGGCAACAUCUACAACGACAAUGUGCAGGCUAACAAAGGCAAUGAGGAAUUGCCUGCUAGGGAGAAGGUUGAAAGGGCAGCAGUUGAGGCGAAGAAGCCAAAGAAAGUAGAAGCAGGGGAUGAGGAUGUUGACAUUGGCGACGAGAUUCCAACGAGUAUGUUUCCCCCUGUGGAGAUUGAGAAAGAUAAAGAUGUUGCUGGAGGCCAUGCAAGUAGUAGUUCUUGUAGCUCUGGUAGUUCAAGCAGUGAUUCCUCAUCGUCUAGUGAUUCGGAUUCGGGGAGUUCCUCAGGGAGUGAUUCUGAAGCAGACAACGGGCAAUCAUAACAGUCAGGGGGUUUGUGACUAAUGAUCAAACAUGAUCAUGUUGGUAGGCGGAUGAAGAAAAUGUUUGCUUCAUUGGCUUCCUUUGAGGGCGCUGCUUGAAUACAUGGACGAGGGAUUGUGAUUGUUGGUGGUUGUGUUGUGGGUUGGGGUUGGGAGUAGCUGUUUGCAUUGUGGCGCUGGGAACCAUGCUCGAGGAAUGGUGGUGUGAUAUAUUUGUACAAAUGAUUUCGGAAACCAAAUUAAUCAUCAAAACAAUUUGGCGGCCAGAAAGGAGAGUGAAAUGUGAUGAAAUCCUAGGAUAGACUCGUUAAAGAUUUGGGAAUAGAAUGCAGGGAAUUAGUGUUUUUUGAGUUGUACCAUGUACACAUUAACAACAGUAUAUAGAUGAAACUUUUUCCUUCAAGUCCCUUUUUGUGUAUCUGUGCGUUGAUGUUUUUUGUGAUCGUUAAUUAGUUAAAAGAUCACCUCAUUUCAUUUUUGAUGUACCGAGGAGAUGCUUGAACACCAAGGAAACUAGGGGUGGAGAAGGCCACAAAGAAGAAUCAUUCUAUUUAAAGUCAGCCUAUCAGUCAGGUUAGUUGAUGCCUGGUCCUCAAAGGUUCAAAACAUUCCUUUGGGGGUAGCUGAUGGGUGUCUCCUUACAAAUUCUCAGCGUUUAAAGGGAGGCAUAGCUGAGGUGUAUACCCGUCGAAGGUUUAUGAAGAGCUUGAGAUGUAUUGCCUCAGGACUGUGAUAAGGUUGCGGAGUUUUGAUACUCUGCUCAAAGAUAAUCAAACUCAGUAGUUUUUCAGAGUUGGCCUGGAUUUACGAUUUAGAUGUAAUAGGAGAACAUGGGAUCCAUCGCUCUCCAAUUGGCUAUUUUAUUUUUUGUAGCCACUUGGUUUCUGUAACCUCACUUGUUGAGCAUCACCUAUAGAGCAUUAUGAAACAUAAAGCGGAUGGGUCGGUCAUAUCAUGACUCAAGGUUUAGCUGCUUAUUGUUCGUGACGAAGGUGUUGCUGAUAUGUCUUUCAUUGUGAUAUUGGUAUUUGUUCAACUGUUAAAGCUUUAGCUGUUGGGGCCUGUAGCAUGGUGUAAAGCUCUUUUAUUAUUUAAAUGUUACCGACGUCUUGGUUGAAAUGGAUUCUGAAGUUGCUUUGAACUUGGCCUGGUGGGGAUGUAAAUUUUUCUCACCAUUGCUUUUCUCUUGUCUGGAGCAUCAGGGAGCUAGUUGGCACAUCAUUUUCUUGCUAAGUAUGGUCAUUCUGUAGACUUUGAUGUUCAGGUUUUUUCCUGUCCCCUUGCCCCCUUUGCUCCCAUCCCUCGGGGAAGAAUCUUAGCGAAUUCCCUUCCCUGCUAUGAAUGUGUAAUCUGUUUUGUUGGGCUUUGCCGUUUAUUUCAUUUAUAAAAAAACAAAAGAAAACCAGUUUCCACA
Molecule: messenger RNA, 3263 nt
Organism: Glycine soja
Lineage: Eukaryota; Viridiplantae; Streptophyta; Magnoliopsida; Fabales; Fabaceae
Product: transcription factor GTE7-like
Exons: 4
Coding region: 239-1849 (536 amino acids)
Molecular function (GO): protein binding
Source: RefSeq, a predicted model, not a curated record